AUAACCUUCUCAGAGUCUCCUCUCAGCUGCUCGGAGGAAGCUUUUGCACGGCACCUCUUUUCCCCAGCGUCGGGAGCUGCUAACAAGUGCCAGGCUGGAAGUGGCUUGGGAGAGCAGGGGGGACCAGUAGGAGUUGAAGAGAAAUUAGUUGGGCUUCAAACACUUUCACUCAUCAACAUCAUUCCUCCCCCGAUUCCUGCCAAACCUCAGCUGGGGUAAUUGCACUUAAGAAUGAACAUUGAAGACAAGCUGGGAGGAUUAUUUCUUAAAUGUGGUGGCAUAGACCAGAUGCAGUCAUCCAGGGCUAUGGUAGGGAUGGGUGCAGUAUCUGACCAGUCUGGAGUAUCGCGAGAACGGCAAGAGGCAGUGCUUCAAGAUCGGACUAUGCCGCACCAAGAAAUUCUUGCAACAGAUGAAGUGUUACAGGAAAGUGAACUUCGACAGCAAGAGAUGAUUUCACAUGAUGAACUCAUGGUCCAUGAGGAGACGGUAAAAAAUGAUGAUGAAAUGGAUGCACAAGAUAGACUUCCUCAAGGGCUGCAGUAUGCUGUUAAUGUCCCUAUCAGUGUAAAGCAAGAAAUUACCUUUACUGAUGCAUCUGAACAACAGAAACGAGACAAAAAACAAAUACGAGAGCCAGUAGAUUUGCAGAAAAAGAAGAAAAGAAAACAGCGUUCACCAGCAAAAAUCCUUACAAUAAAUGAGGAUGGAUCACUUGGUCUGAAAACCCACAAAUCUCAUGUUUGUGAGCAUUGCAAUGCUGCCUUUAGAACCAACUACCAUUUACAGAGACAUGUCUUCAUUCAUACAGGUGAAAAACCAUUUCAGUGCAGUCAGUGCGACAUGCGUUUCAUACAGAAGUACCUGCUACAGAGGCAUGAGAAGAUUCAUACUGGUGAAAAGCCAUUUCGUUGUGAUGAAUGUGGUAUGAGGUUUAUUCAGAAGUAUCACAUGGAAAGGCACAAAAGAACUCACAGUGGAGAGAAGCCUUACCAGUGUGAAUAUUGUUUGCAGUAUUUCUCCAGGACCGAUCGUGUGCUGAAACACAAACGUAUGUGCCAUGAGAACCGCGAGAAGAAACCCAACAGAAGUGCCACCAAAGUUGGCUUUUUGCCAUCGGAGGAAGAUUCCGGUUUCUCCACGCCUCUGAAAGACAGCUCCUUGCCAAAGAAGAAAAGGCAGAAAACAGAGAAAUCAAAAUCUGGGGAUAAGGAAAGUUCAGAUAAAUCAGAACACAAGAAGGACAAAAGUGACUAUUUGCCUUUGUACUCUUCUAGUACUAAAGUAAAAGAUGAAUACAUGGUAGCGGAAUAUGCUGUUGAGAUGCCGCAUUCUUCAGUCGGUGGGUCGCACUUAGAGGAAGCCAAUUCUGGAGAAAUACACCCACCGAAGCUGGUUCUCAAAAAGGUCAACAAGAGGAGUCUAAAGCAGCCACUUGAGCAAAGUCAAACCAUUUCACCUUUAUCUACAUAUGAAGACAGCAAGGUUUCGAAGUACGCCUUCGAUCUUGUGGAUAAGCAAAGUUUACUGGACUCUGAAGGUAAUGCUGACAUUGAUCAAGUCGACACAUUACAGGAAGGGCCCAGUAAACCUGUACACAGCAGCACUAAUUAUGAUGAUGCAAUGCAGUUUUUGAAGAAAAAGAGGUAUCUACAAGCAGCUAGUAACAACAGUCGAGAAUAUGCCUUGAAUGUAAGUACCAUAGCAUCUCAACCUUCAGUAACGCAGGCAGCUGUGGCCAGUGUCAUUGAUGAAACUGCUACAGCCUCAAUACUGGACACACAGGCACUGAAUGUUGAAAUUAAAGGUAACCAUGACAAAAAUGUCAUUCCAGAUGAGGUACUGCAAACUCUUUUAGAUCAUUAUUCACACAAGGCUAAUGGACAGCAUGAGAUCUCUUUCAGCGUGGCUGACACAGAAGUGACCUCUAGUAUAUCCAUCAAUUCCGCUGAAGUAUCUGAGGUGACCCCAUCUGAGACGGUUGGAACAAGCUCUCAAGCUUCCUCAUCAGAUAAAGCUAGUAUGUUACAAGAAUAUUCAAAGUUUUUACAGCAAGCUUUGGACAGAACUAGCCAAAAUGAUGCCUAUUUGAACAACCCGAGCCUUAAUUUUGUGACUGAUAACCAGACACUUACAACCCAGCCAGCAUUUCCUUCCAUGGAGAAGGUCUACACAUCUAUACCCGUCAAUAGCUUUCGGUCGGGGAUGAACUCUCCAUUAAGAACAACUCCAGACAAGUCUCACUUUGGACUAAUGGUUGGUGAUUCUCAGCACCCUUUUCCCUUUUCAGGUGAUGAGGCAAAUCAUUCUUCUUCCUCUUCUACACAGGACUUCUUGGAUCAAGUAACUUCUCAGAAGAAAGCAGAGGCACAGUCUGUUCAUCAAGCAUAUCAAAUUAGCUCCUUUGAGCAGCCCUUUAGAGCUCAGUACCAUGGGGCAAGAGCUGGAAUAUCCUCUCAGUUUAGCACUGCCAAUGGACAGGUGAACCUUCGGGGACCAGGGACAAGUGCUGAUUUCCCAGAAUUUCCCUUGGUGAAUGUAAAUGAUAGCAGAGCUGGGAUGACUUCUUCACCUGAUGCCACAACGGGCCAGACUUUUGGCUAAGAAAUCUUUGUAAAUAAUACUGGCACUUUAGAACACAUUUGUCAAAAGGGGGUUGCUCUGUAUAAGAUGGAGUUCUGUACAGCUUUUAAGAGCGCUAUGUUAAAACAGAAGUAAGCUGAUAUUAGCAAGACCAAUAACUGCUUCUUUUUUCUUUUUUUCUUUUUUUAAAAAAAAUUGUUUGUUAGCCAUCAGUCAUUGAACUGCCUGAUGUUGGUGCCCCUAUCAAAGGCAGUUUAUUAUUCACAUGUUUGAAUCCAGAAAAUAUUUUACCUUCUUUACCUGAAAUUUUAAAAUAAACAAAAUCCCCAGGUAAGACUUUCCCCCAUGAUUGUUUCCUUGCUGGUUUCCUUUUAUGCUUUGGGAGGACAGUUUUUUUUCUAAUACUAUUCACAAUGUCAUUUCUAAGCUUGUCAGCAUAGUUGUUGCUCUUCAGCAGGGAAUCAACAUGUACUAAACACACAGAAUAAACAAGUAAGUUUUGGAAGUCAAACAAAUGUGCUUUAAAAGAAAGCAUUUUCUAGAAAAAUCUUCAGUCUCUCUCAAAAAUAAUUUUAGACCAUGUGCCCUUUAUUUCUGCUUUGCAUUACCUUGAGUUAUGUUGGGAGGGAAAGAAAGUGAAUUCUGAUAGACUAACUCUACUAUUUAAAAGUCUAAUUAAUUUAAAAUACUUUAAACACUUUUUUAAGCAAAAUGCCUAACUGCUAAAGCCUUUACUUCAUUCCAGAAGUAAUGUGUAUUUCUUUGUACAGCUGAAUCUAGAUGUAACUUUUUAAUGACUUUUUCAUAUGCAGAAACCAAGAUUUUGAAGUUUUAGUUAAAAUACUCUGUAGAUGACAUUCCCAAUUGCAAAAUGCUUACACAAACAGUGUAUUCCAAGAUUUAAAAGCUUAAUUGUACCUUACCCUACAUACUCAUAACGAUUAACAUAGAGCACUUAGCCAACUUUAUAGUUUUUGAUUUCUCAAAAUAUAAAACCAUUUUUAGAUGUUUAGGUUUGAUACGGUUUCAUCAUUUUCAUCUCAUACAGCAGCUCCAGUAAUUCUUUUCCAUAUACUUGAGAUUGGGUAUUUUUAGCUUCUCUAAAAACUGUUUUAAUUCUCUGUCUAGAAUUUUGACAAUUCCAAUUAUUAAUUUUAUUGAAGUAUCCCUGAAAGCUGAAGAAGUGGGCAUUCAAAUUCCCUAUUUUUUAGUGUUUGCUUAGUAAAAGUCACUACAAUUUGACAAACCCAAACUGGUGAAUGAUGCUAGUGAAUGGGAUUUUUUUUUCCAGCCUAGGAGAGUGAUCAGAAGUUUUCAUUGCAUUUCACAGUAUAAAUAAACUGCAGAGUUUAUCCCUGUACCAUGAAUAUGUUUUUUUGAAUAGUACUUUGUCUUGAAGUAUACAGUAUGGUACGAUAAGUAGUUCUGUGUGCAUUUUUAAGGUGGUAAGAUUUUGAGUAGCCUAACUAUUGUGUAAUUUAAGUUAACAAGUUUCAGAUUUUUGAACUGUAUGUUCAUUCUAUUUGCACCUUCCCUAAAGGGACACUGUCUGGUAGUUCAAGGCAGUUUAAGCCUCAUGUAGGCUGAUUAACCAGGGAAAAAUACACACACACACACACACACACACACACACACACACACACACAUAUAGGUAGGUGUGUGUGUGGUGGUUUUUAAAAUAGGAUUUCAUCCAGGUUUUUACAGCACUGUUGCUAGCUAGUAUCUCUCAGAUAAAGCCAUCAGGUAGGAGAAAAGGCUGCAUCUCAAGGGGCUAAAAUAUAUCCUAUCUUUUAAGAAAGGACUUGAGCAGGACCCAGAACAGUUCCCACCUCUUACCAAAGCAGUAGCAAUAUUUUUCUGAAUUUUCGUUACCAGGAAACUGAUCCACUUUGUCUUUUCCCUUAUGGGAGCACUACUACAGCACUAACUUCACUUGGUACAGUUGAGGGAGAAAGGGCAUUGAUUAUCCAUAGCCUGCUUCUUCUGUUGGCAAGAAUACAAUUUAUACAAACUAAUUUCUUAAUGCUUUUGUAUAAGAAAGCAGGCUCUUUUGAUUUGUUGACCCUGUGUGUAAUACAGUAAGGCAUUUCAGCAUGCUGUGACUUACCAGUAAUUUUGUCUGAAUAUUUGGCCACGACUUGAAAAGAGUGGGCAUCAAGGGAGAAGAGUAAAUUCCUUAUGGAUUAUUAAUGAUACAUGUAAAGAAAUUUCUUUGAAAGAAUAUUUUUAAACUGAUUCGUGGUCUCUCUGUUUUUUUUUUUUCCUUUAUGGUCAAUUUGGUUUUUUGACUUUCCAUUGUGUGUUGCACAGAAAUAACAUAAAGGGUCCCUAUAUCCCAGGAAACCACCUCUUGUAAGGCAUACUUUGUGUUCAGUGUCCAUUUCCAUGACAUCCUAGCUUGUAGUGCCUGAAUAAUACUGUGUUGGCACUUUUGUUCCUAUGCCCUUAGGUUGCAAGGAGAUGGCAAUUGUGCUAUUUGUUAAAUAUAGCAAGGAACAAAAGAGAAAAAAAAAAGAAAAAAAAGGCUGGGUUAUUACUGUGUUACUGCACUGCUGUGGGCCCACAGGGAGGUAAGAGGAAUGAAGCCUCCUUCUCCCUAAGGGGACUGACUCAGCUUUAUUCAAAAAAAGUUGCUGCAUUGACAGUCUGGUGUGAGAAUGUGAUGGAGGACUCGGGGGGAGUGGCCGUGCCACUGUCACACUGGGGCACCUCCCCGAGGUGUGUGGGGAGCAGGCUGGCUGCUGCACGGACUGAAGGAGCCUGCUCUUCCCUGCAGCCAGGGGGGAUCCCCAGAGGAACUGCUGUUCCUUCCACCCCAGCCCAUUCCCUAGCCUGCUGCUGAGCCAUUCCAGCUGCGCUCUGUGCCUUAGGACAGGCUGCAAGUGCCCUAAGCCACAGGGACUGUCUUGUAGGGUUCUUCCACGUGUACAAUUAAUGCAGUGCUGUGAGUAGUUGAUCUGCUGAUGCUUGAAGCUUUCUGCACUGGAGGAGUUAGCCAAAUGUACUGCUGUGAUUUCCUGAGUGCAUCCCCUUCUAUCCUGGAAUAAGUGUUUAUGUAGUUCUGGGAGGUUUAGCUCUGUAAAAAGCUCAUGCUUGUUUAAUAAUGGCAUUAUUUAAUAGCGUUUUUCAUUGCUCACGUUUUGCUGCUUUUAGUCUGCUGCAGAUGCACACUCUUCAUGUUGAUCUGGUCAUUUUUGUUAGUUUCUUUGUAUGUGUGGAAAAAAGCAGCUUUGGUUGUCCGUUCUGUUCUUGUGCUGUCAGUGUAAGGCUGGGGUGAGCCUGGAGAUUCCCCUGAGCUAACAGCAGCCAUUCCUACCCAAAGUUAUGUGAGCACCAGAUAUGUGUGUGUGUGUAAGGUGGAAUUUUUGGGGAUAUCUACUAGUGAUAGCGCAAUGAUAAUUUUGAAAAAGAAGAAAUUGAUGACAUUUAUUACCAAGCUCUCUCUCUCUCUACAUAUAUAUAUAUAUAUAUAUACAAAAUACAUAUAUAUAUAUAUACACACACAUGCACUUAUUAAUAGGCCAUAUUUUGGUCCUAAAUUACUUGACAGUGUCCCUUUUAGCAUGAAUCUUUUGAUAUGUUUUGCCAUUAAUAUAACAGACAAUGAAGGAAUCAGCUUGUAAUGGUAUACUAAUAGGCAUUUACAUUUUCUUCAUUUGAUUUGAGAAUGAAUUAAUCAUAAAUGACAAGCUUUGGGGAGAAGGAUUAACCAUGUGUAUUACUGUAUGUUGGUUUACAAAUAACAGCAUAAACAAUUUAAAUUGGAUUAUAAAAGAACCAUGUUUAUGAUCUUGUGUCUCCUAGUGUUGUCUUUAGGAAAAUUGUGUUUCAAGAAAAAAAUAGGACAAGAAAGCAUUCAUGUGAAAUAACACUUGUAUUAUUUUUAUAUUGUACUUGUUGGUUUUUUUGGAUGAUGGGAGCUUUUCAUUGUUAAUUGAGAAGUACAGUAAAAUCUUGCUAAUUCGCUGACCUCUAAACAGAGCAUCUGACAGGUUUCUCCACCCCUCAUGGUCCUUUCCCACCUCUCUGCAGUGGUCUAAAAAGUACUGUAGCAAGGUCUCACACAGUAAUACUGUACUGCUUCACCCAAGUAUACUACAGCAUCUCUAUUAGUAUACUAGGAGGUAGAAGGAGUAUUGAAAACUAAAUUGCAGUUGUCAAAAUAAAUUAACAAAGUACUUUUUGUGAUGUGAAA
Messenger RNA from Melospiza melodia melodia, 6778 nucleotides. RefSeq names its product zinc finger protein 148 (gene ZNF148). The transcript is spliced from 7 exons. Gene Ontology annotation, cellular component: nucleus. Gene Ontology annotation, biological process: regulation of transcription by RNA polymerase II. NCBI's taxonomy places the organism in Eukaryota, Metazoa, Chordata, Aves, Passeriformes, Passerellidae. The record is from RefSeq and is a predicted model, not a curated record. Bases 232 to 2604 code for a protein of 790 amino acids. Gene Ontology annotation, molecular function: RNA polymerase II cis-regulatory region sequence-specific DNA binding; DNA-binding transcription factor activity, RNA polymerase II-specific.